Molecule: messenger RNA, 2486 nt
Organism: Puntigrus tetrazona (Sumatra barb)
Lineage: Eukaryota; Metazoa; Chordata; Actinopteri; Cypriniformes; Cyprinidae
Gene: diras1a
Product: DIRAS family, GTP-binding RAS-like 1a
Exons: 2
Coding region: 375-962 (195 amino acids)
Biological process (GO): signal transduction
Cellular component (GO): plasma membrane
Molecular function (GO): GDP binding; GTP binding; GTPase activity
Source: RefSeq, a predicted model, not a curated record
GUUUAACGGUAUAGAGCAGGUGGGGUUUUGUUCUCGUCGUGUAACGGGACACAGGACGCGGGGGUGAGCCGCAUAUCGCGCGCUUGCGUGCGUCAGAGAGGACGUGGUAGGACAGCUGGAGCGCGCGCGCCGCCCGCACCAAGAGCAAUAACAGCAUUUUCAGCGACAUCGCUCGAUUUACGCCAUGCAAAUAACACGAGAAAAUGAAACGGGACUGGUACGGCAGAGAAUGUAAGACAUUUGUCGUGUAUCUGAUCUCCUAAUGCUUCCCAUAAUUUAUGACUAACAAGAUUUGGGAUCGUUGCUACACUGUCGCCAGAUCUCAGGGAAUAAUUGAGUCUUAACCGCCACAUACCCCGACAAACCCAAGCAGCAUGCCAGAGCAGAGUAACGAUUACCGGGUGGUGGUGUUUGGAGCAGGUGGAGUAGGCAAGAGCUCAUUGGUUCUGCGCUUCGUUAAAGGCACCUUCAGGGACACCUACAUCCCGACGGUGGAGGACACAUACCGGCAGGUCAUCAGCUGCGACAAGAGCGUAUGCACUCUGGAGAUCACUGACACCACUGGCAGCCACCAGUUCCCUGCUAUGCAGCGUCUGUCCAUCUCCAAAGGCCAUGCCUUCAUCCUGGUCUACUCCAUCACCAGCAGGCAGUCGCUGGAGGAGCUGAAGCCGAUCUACCAGCAAGUGCUGGCCAUCAAAGGGAACGUGGAGAACAUCCCAAUCAUGCUCGUGGGCAACAAGAGCGAUGAGACCCAGCGCGAGGUGGAGACCAAGGAGGGCGAAGCUCAGGCGAACAUCUGGAAAUGCGCGUUCAUGGAAACAUCAGCCAAGACCAACACCAACGUGAAGGAGCUUUUUCAGGAGCUCCUGAACCUGGAUAAGAAGCGCGAUAUGAGUCUGAACAUGCGCUCCAGCAAGCAGAGACGUGCAGACAAGCUGAAGGCCAAGUGCAGUGUGAUGUAGAAGGCUGGAUCCACCUGACUUCUCAUGUACAUAAGUCCCUCACCUUAAAGGAACAGUACGCGCAAAAAAUGAAACUUCUGUCAUCGUUUACUUAUUGUCCUGUUUCCAGGGAACACAAAGAGAGGUUUUAAUACAAUUGAACUGGCCACACUUGUCCAUGCAACCUUAAAAAAGUCCAUAUUACAUGUGACGUAUAUUACAAAUCUUAUGAGGGAGAUCAUAUGAUAAAUAAAGAAUACUGAUUAAUUCAAAGCAGUUUUUUGAACUGAAUCGAUCUAUUGAAAAGACUUACAUAAACAUGCCAAACUGACCCAGGGUGAAUGUAAAACUGUAAAUGUCAGUCGUUAUUCCUCUCAUACGGACCUUUGAUGGUUCUUUUGCACUUUCAUGAUUCUUUUAUUUUUCUUUUUGUGUGUUAAACGGAAGUAAGCGACACAAAAGCGAGCAAAUGAUGACAGAACUUUCUUUUUGAGGGCGAACUCUCCCUUUAACUCUCCAUCCCUCUCAGUCUUAAUCAGGUAAUCUUUAGUGCGCAUCCGAACGUCGACCAUCUCCCUACCCCUGUAUGUUCUGGCUCCUGUAGUAACUCUGUGUAGUAGACUAUAAGAGCUGACACACGAAGCAGGGAGGACGUCCCACGAUUCUCACACAUUCUCUCUCUGCUGCUUUCUGUUGACUUUUUAUUGAAUCCAAGACAGACCAAAUCAUCAAUGUGGCCAUUUUUACGUCAGGCUGUGUCUUUAACGGUACGGUUUGGAAAAGCAGACAUAAAUGUCUUGAACUGGCUUCUCACCCACAGGAGCAAGAGGCCUGGGCACAGCUGAAGAGGCGACACUAUCCGCUCUUCCAAAUUACAUAUACUAUAGCAGCACAAAAGCAGCCUGUUAGAAAUCGGAAAAAACAAUUCGGGACGAAGGACAUUAUUAGUUAACCGGCUUGCCAGUGAUGUAAUCUGGUAUAACAGAGUAAAGUGCAUAAUGCAUGUCUGAUGAUAUAAACUACCUUCAUAUUAAAUGUGAUUGAGAUCUUUUCAUCGAGAACAGAGCUAUACCUUAUUGAAGCACAGUGAAUAAGUCCUAAAUGUGAUCAUUUCUAAAAGCUAUUUUUUUGUGAUGGGGUGGGGUCUGGGGUGUCGAUUGGUGUUUUAUUUUACUCUGUUCUGUUUUUCAAGUGUUGAUAGCACUCGAAAACCUUAAUAUAUGCAUUUCAUCAUCUAACUAAAAACAUAUAUCCUGUAUGUGAACUCUAUGUGUAUUAUGAGCACUAAUGAAAACCCCUGUACAGCCCUUGUUUUUCUGUCAGUGUCUAUAUUUCCUCAGAUUAUUUAAUGCCAUUUGCUUUAGCAAUACAUGAUAUUAAAGCACUUUUAGAAUCUUGAGCACAUUCAAAACACAGAGCGUUAACCUUUACAAAAAUGUUCUUGUCAAACACUCUGCGUUUACAACUUUACUGCAGACAAAGUGUUUAUUCAAUAAAUAUUAUGUGAGGGACCAGAAAAAUAAAGAAGCACAAACAAAAGGGAAA